AUAUCAUCCACUCGCUCUGUAGUAUCUUCCUCCUCUGUUCCAGUUCCAGAUUUUUUGCAUCCGUGUUCGGAAGAAAUGGCAUCUCUCCCCUCCGGAGGAGUAUCGAUCUUGGGAAACCGACAGUUACUGUCGGCUUACGCUACGGUUCGACCGCUGAUUCUGCGACACAGAGCAACAGGGAAGGGGGGAUGGUCGAAAUCAGUGGGAGCGGGAAUUCGAUCAAGGAACAACAGAAGAAGGAAAGAGGGGAUGAGGUGUCGAGUGAGUUCCAACUCUAGCGGAGCUGACAAUGAGCCUUCCACCGAGCAGGAGACAAAGACGCCGUUUGGGUACUCGAGGAAGGACGUGUUGUUGAUAGGAGUGGGGGUGACCGCCAUUGGUGUAGGCCUCAAGAGUGGAUUGGAGUACGCAGGGGUGGAUCCGCUGAAAGCGGGGAACGCAGUGCAGCUGAUAAUGGUGUUAGGGCUGACGGUGGGGUGGAUAUCCACUUACAUCUUUAGGGUUUCCAACAAGGAGAUGACUUACGCCCAACAACUCCGUGACUACGAGGACAAGGUUAUCCAGAAACGGCUGGAGAGCUUAUCCGAGGCAGAGAUAGAGGCAUUGCUGGAACAGGUGGAUGAAGAGAAGAGACUGUCCGAGAGCGGCGGCGGCAACCAGAGUUGAUUCAGAGACAUAUCUAUUCAAAAAGAUGAUGAAAUGUCAAUACAGAUGAUGGAUGGGUUGGAGGGGUCUUCAAGUGAUGAAACCCUCUCGAGAAAAAUCUGUGUUAACCUUUACUCUGUCAUAUUUGGGGGGUUACCAACAUAUAAACCUUGGCCCUUUCCCAAAAUUUAAAAAAAAAUGUUUAUGCAGCUUGAGAAUAUA
Messenger RNA from Tarenaya hassleriana, 867 nucleotides. RefSeq lists its product as uncharacterized. The transcript has 5 exons. The record is from RefSeq and is a predicted model, not a curated record. The coding region runs from base 76 to 666 and encodes 196 amino acids. NCBI's taxonomy places the organism in Eukaryota, Viridiplantae, Streptophyta, Magnoliopsida, Brassicales, Cleomaceae.